GAAAGCUAAAGGCCGGCGCACGCUGGGCGGUGGUGGUCCCUAAGCCGGGCCGCGGCCGGUGCAAUGGACUCCACUGCCUGCUUGAAGUCCUUGCUCCUGACUGUCAGUCAGUACAAAGCCGUGAAGUCAGAGGCGAACGCCACUCAGCUUUUGCGGCACUUGGAGGUAAUUUCUGGACAGAAACUCACACGACUAUUUACAUCAAAUCAGAUAUUAACAAGUGAAUGCUUGAGUUGCCUUGUAGAGCUACUUGAAGACCCCAACAUAAGUGCUUCACUGAUCUUAAGUAUUAUCGGUUUGCUGUCUCAACUAGCAGUAGACAUUGAAACCAGAGAUUGUCUUCAGAAUACAUAUAAUCUGAAUAGUGUGCUGGCGGGAGUGGUUUGUCGGAGCAGCCACACUGAUUCGGUGUUUUUGCAGUGCAUUCAACUUCUACAGAAGUUAACAUAUAAUGUCAAAAUUUUCUAUUCUGGUGCCAAUAUAGAUGAAUUAAUUACGUUCCUGAUAGAUCACAUUCAAUCUUCUGAAGAUGAGUUAAAAAUGCCUUGUCUAGGAUUAUUGGCAAAUCUUUGUCGGCACAAUCUUUCUGUUCAAACGCACAUAAAGACAUUGAGUAAUGUGAAAUCUUUUUAUCGAACUCUUAUCACCUUGUUGGCCCAUAGUAGUUUAACUGUGGUUGUGUUUGCACUUUCAAUAUUAUCCAGUUUGACAUUAAAUGAAGAGGUGGGGGAAAAGCUAUUCCAUGCUCGAAACAUUCAUCAGACUUUUCAACUAAUAUUUAAUAUUCUCAUAAACGGUGAUGGCACUCUAACUAGAAAGUAUUCAGUUGACCUACUGAUGGAUCUCCUUAAGAAUCCUAAAAUUGCUGAUUAUCUCACCAGAUAUGAGCACUUUUCUUCAUGUCUUCACCAAGUAUUAGGUCUUCUUAAUGGAAAGGAUCCUGAUUCCUCUUCAAAGGUUUUAGAAUUACUUCUUGCCUUCUGUUCAGUGACUCAGCUGCGCCAUAUGCUCACUCAGAUGAUGUUUGAACAGUCUCCACCUGGCAGCGCCACUCUGGGAAGCCAUACUAAAUGUUUAGAACCUACUGUGGCUCUACUGCGCUGGUUAAGCCAACCUUUGGACGGAUCAGAAAACUGUUCUGUUUUAGCAUUGGAGUUGUUCAAGGAAAUAUUUGAGGAUGUCAUAGAUGCUGCUAACUGUUCCUCGGCUGAUCGUUUUGUGACCCUUCUGCUGCCUACAAUCCUUGAUCAACUUCAGUUCACAGAACAAAAUCUAGAUGAGGCUUUAACAAGAAAAAAAUGUGAAAGGAUUGCCAAGGCCAUUGAAGUUUUGUUAACUCUCUGUGGAGAUGAUACACUAAAAAUGCAUAUUGCAAAAAUCUUGACAACUGUCAAGUGUACCACUCUUAUAGAACAACAAUUUACAUAUGGCAAGAUUGACCUGGGAUUUGGAACAAAGGUUGCAGAUUCUGAAUUAUGCAAACUUGCUGCUGAUGUAAUUUUGAAAACUCUUGAUUUGAUUAACAAACUUAAACCAUUGGUUCCUGGUAUGGAAGUAAGCUUCUACAAAAUACUUCAGGACCCACGUUUGAUUACUCCUUUGGCUUUUGCUUUAACGUCAGAUAAUAGAGAACAAGUACAGUCUGGACUGAGAAUAUUAUUGGAGGCUGCUCCACUGCCAGAUUUUCCUGCUUUAGUACUUGGAGAAAGUAUAGCAGCAAACAAUGCCUAUAGACAACAGGAAACAGAACAUAUACCCAGAAAAAUGCCCUGGCAAUCAUCAAAUCACAGUUUUCCAACAUCAAUAAAGUGUUUAACUCCUCAUUUGAAAGAUGGUGUUCCUGGAUUGAAUAUUGAAGAAUUAAUAGAGAAACUUCAGUCUGGAAUGGUGGUAAAGGAUCAGAUUUGUGAUGUGAGAAUAUCUGACAUAAUGGAUGUAUAUGAAAUGAAACUAUCCACAUUAGCUUCCAAAGAAAGCAGGCUACAAGAUCUUUUGGAAACAAAAGCUCUAGCCCUUGCACAGGCUGAUAGACUGAUUGCUCAGCAUCGCUGUCAAAGAACUCAAGCUGAAACAGAGGCACGGACACUUGCUAGUAUGUUGAGAGAAGUUGAGAGAAAAAAUGAAGAGCUUAGUGUGUUGCUGAAGGCGCAGCAAGUUGAAUCAGAAAGAGCGCAGAGUGAUAUUGAGCAUCUCUUUCAACAUAAUAGGAAGUUAGAGUCUGUGGCUGAAGAACAUGAAAUACUGACAAAAUCCUACAUGGAACUUCUUCAGAGAAAUGAAAGUACUGAAAAGAAGAAUAAAGAUUUACAGAUCACAUGUGAUUCUCUGAAUAAACAAAUUGAGACAGUGAAAAAGUUGAAUGAGUCACUCAAGGAACAAAAUGAAAAAAGUAUUGCCCAAUUAAUAGAGAAAGAAGAACAGAGAAAAGAAGUACAGAAUCAGCUAGUAGACAGAGAACAUAAGCUAGCAAAUUUGCAUCAAAAAACAAAAGUACAAGAAGAAAAGAUUAAAACCUUACAAAAGGAAAGGGAAGAUAAGGAAGAAACCAUUGAUAUCCUUAGAAAAGAAUUAAGCAGAACAGAACAGAUAAGAAAAGAGUUGAGCAUUAAGGCUUCCUCCCUAGAGGUUCAAAAGGCACAAUUAGAAGGUCGUUUGGAAGAGAAAGAGUCCUUGGUGAAACUUCAGCAAGAGGAAUUGAACAAACACUCCCACAUGAUAGCAAUGAUCCACAGUUUAAGUGGUGGAAAAAUAAAUCCAGAAACUGUGAAUCUCAGUAUAUAGACAUUAUGGCAUUUUGGAAUUUGUAAUCUCAUGAUAUUUUUGAUGUAUUUAUCUAUUGGAGGGGGGGUGGGUAGGGGAGUUAAUUUGUGACUUCGUAACAAUAAGAAGUUAUUAUCUAAUUUAGUAAAGACCCUGAUCUGUUGCAUGUUUUUUAUUUGAUAGUUUGAAUAGAAAUUUAAUUUUCUAAGUUUUACUUUUUGUUUCUGGCUUUUAUGGCUUAAGGUUUUCUUUGGUUCUUACAUUAGAAAAUCAUUUUUAACCUCCAUUAUCAUUUUUCUAAGGUUCUUUCCUUUUUCUUAGUUGCUUUCUAUUCUGUUUUGCCUGUCUUAUUUAUUCUCAUUUGUGAUUAUUUAGAUCUUAAGACCAAACUUUCUUGGUAUAACAGUCCUAAAGAUUACAAAAUAAAAAUAUAGAGAGAGUAAAAGUAAAAAGUAAAGUAAAAAGAGAGAAGGUAUGAUUUUACUGCUAGAGAAGUUUGUCUCUGAAGAAGCACAAAAGAAAAUAUUAGUGAAUUUAAAAUAAUUUUUAUACUGCUGUAGCAUAAUUUCUAAAUUUGAAAAAAAUGCAAUGGUAAUAAAAUGUAUAAAAAUUAGAAAACUGUCAUUGUGUUAAACUAUUACAUUUAAAUGAUUACAUUUAACACAAUAGCUGUCUCAUAAAAAAUCUAAGAACUUGUAGAAUUAUUUGUAAGGUAUAUUUAGUGUUUUUUUCUCUUUUUUCAAAUGUUGCAUAGUGGUCCAGAUCAUCUAUAAUUAAUUAUAAGUUUCUUAUGAUUUACAUAAGGAUAAUUUGGAUUCUACUCUUGCUGCAUAUUCAGAAAAAUAUUAUUUACUGUUAAUUCUGAUAUGAAUUGUAUUUAAUUUGUUGUCCUAAUAGUUUUUAAUUGGUUCAUUUAAUUUUAAAGCAUAGGUUAAAUAUCUUUAUUUUUUUUAAAAUACAAGGGUCCUUCUGUACUUUUCAUUUGAAUCAUAUCCUCUAACUACUCUGUAAGAAACGUUUUUACAUCAAUAUUUUGAUUGAUUUUAUUGCUAUACCAAUACAGUCAUUAAUUUUACUUGGUGUUUUCUUCACCAUAUGUCUGUUUGAUUUAAGUGAAUUUAGAUUUGUACAGUUCUGGAAAUUUUUUAAAAAAUAUUAUGCAGAGUAAAACAUUUUAAAUUACUAUUUGUUCUAUAGAGGAGAUACAUUCUGUUUCUCUUUUGAAAUUGCAUGCAUUUUCAACCAAAUAUGAAAAAGUUUAAGUGGAUAGAUAAGACUGAAGAAUAAAAGGGUCUAUAAAAUAAAA
This is a messenger RNA of Homo sapiens (human), 4066 nucleotides long. It is a transcript of the gene CIP2A, whose product is annotated as cellular inhibitor of PP2A. Lineage: Eukaryota; Metazoa; Chordata; Mammalia; Primates; Hominidae. The transcript has 21 exons. Gene Ontology annotation, cellular component: cytoplasm; chromosome. The record is from RefSeq and is marked validated. The coding region runs from base 64 to 2781 and encodes 905 amino acids.